AUGGAACCAGUCGAAGGUCAGGGAAGCCCCCAUAAAGUCCUUGACAGACUCUUCAAAACUACAAAGACUUCCACUAUCCCCCAUCUCACAGAACUUCGCAAGGCCCUGGGCUACGGCAACCCAGGCCAAGAACAGGACAUCGCCUUUAAAAGGGCAAUCAGAGCCCAGAUCGAGUCUUUUGUAUCCCCUAGCACCAAAAUACCUGCAUACAAACUCACCAAGUGGAGGUUGCCUCUUCACCAGAGAGGACUCCAAGAGGUCACCAAAGACUUCCUCGAUACCAAGGGAAAGGGGCCUGAAUUCUGGCCUGCGAGGCACGACUCCGUUAACACCAGGUGCCUUGAGUAUUCUAAAGACUCUUCUCGGAUACGUCGUCUCAUGAUCAAAGUCUUUUGGCGUGCAGCCCGAGAGUACAAGCGAAACAAGCCCUCAAACUCUACCACUACGAAGCUAUCAUCACAGCCUAGCGAUAGAGACACCUUACCUUCAAAACCCCUGGAUACGCCGGCUGACGACAAACACCAAGUCCUCGAUAACAACUCGCAUAUUCUCAAAGGCCAGAAUAUCGACAACCCUAUAGAUGUUGAGAGCAUGCAGUCCGGAACCAACACAUCAGGACUGUCCACAGACGAUCACUUUGCAGGCCUUGGAAUUGCUUUCAAUUUUAUUCUUGGUGCACAGCGACAGGAUACGCCUGAUGAGAGCUCAAGCUCGGAGCCCUUUUCGUCUUCACAAUUAGUCCCUGACACAGAGGGAACUAUGAUGCCUAUUCCCGAGGAAGCAGAGAGCGCGUCCAGGACAGACGUGUACGAAGUGCCUCCAAGCCCUCCAGAGGUCACUGAAACUGCACAGAGUAAUGGCAAGCGCCCGGUCGAGCCAGACCCCGAUGAUCUCAGCCGCCAGGCCAAAGUCCCCAGACAAGAUGCAAGCACGUCUGCGAAACCGACACGCCAACCUCCAAAGAGUACUCGAGGUGGCAGAAAGUCACAGAGCUUACGUCCCGAAGUCCGAAGCUCUAAAAGACAGAGAAAGCCAGUCUGUCGACCAGGAGCUGCUACAGAAGAACAGAUUCAAGCUGCUGAGAACCCGACCCCAACCUCAACUCCGUCACCUCCCCCAGCUGUAGCUGGACCUCAGCGCAGAAGUAAUGCGAGCCAAAGCAAACAACCCUCGACCACCACUAAUGAUUCCACCUCAAGAAUUUCAGCCGGGGAAACACAAGGCCAAUCUCCAACCGGAGCUAUCAGAGCAGAGCUAGCUCGCCAGGCUGAAAGGCAGACUACAGAGGCAGCUAUAGCAGCGGGUGUAGACCAAGAACUAGAUGCCCGCGGUACGUCUACCACUGACCUCUCCGCUAAAGCUCAAGGAAAGCUACCUGAGGUGCCGGUCAGGAAAACCCCAACGGUUCAAGCUGGGCCAAGUCGGGAGCGGGCCGCAGAGUCUACGGUCAGACCAGAGGCCAGUGCUGUGAGCCAACAAAGGAGCCGCUCUGGGAAUCUGGACCCUGACGAUACACAGCGAACAGUGCCGCAUGGACGUGAAAUAGCCAUCGUCAUAAGAUCCAACAUAGCUAAUGGCGUUGACUUCAUGUCUUGGAAGCCGUCAUCUUUCUUAUUCAACAUGUCUCUUGCGGAUGUGGCUGAGGAGUUGGGGUUGAGGCACGGCCGAACCCUUCACAUGUCUCUCAGAGGCCGAAUAUCCAACUUGUGUGAAAAGUUCGAGCCCGGCGACGAAGAUGGAUUUGAGUCCUUCAAAUAUGAGUGCCUGGGAGUUAUUAUGCAGCGACAUUCUGGUGCUGCAUCUACUAUUUACUUUUCGGACAAGCCAAUUUCUAUCUGA
This is a messenger RNA of Fusarium musae, 1839 nucleotides long. RefSeq lists its product as uncharacterized. Bases 1 to 1839 code for a protein of 612 amino acids. Lineage: Eukaryota; Fungi; Ascomycota; Sordariomycetes; Hypocreales; Nectriaceae. The record is from RefSeq and is a predicted model, not a curated record. The transcript has 4 exons.